Paramecium tetraurelia is the source of this 915-nucleotide messenger RNA. RefSeq lists its product as uncharacterized. Lineage: Eukaryota; Ciliophora; Oligohymenophorea; Peniculida; Parameciidae. The transcript is spliced from 4 exons. The record is from RefSeq and is a predicted model, not a curated record. Gene Ontology annotation, molecular function: zinc ion binding.
AUGAGUGAUAUAAGAUUUACAUAGCAAUCUCCUAAUCGAAAUUUUAACCCCAUGAAUUCUUCUAUGUAAUUCAUACCUGAUAUUAAUUUUGAAAACUAAUCUGAGGACUAAAUUUCUCCAAAAAAGGAAAUUAUGAAAAAAGGAAUUUUGAAGACCUUUUAUUAUUAGGAUAUCAAAAGAAGGAAGUUGAUAGGAUGUAACAUAUAUGUUAAUCAAAUGAAUGAAUAGUAAUUAUAAUUAUCUAAAAGAGGAAUUGCUUGUAGAAUAUGUAUGAGUGAGGAAGAGACUUCCAGAUUUAUUAUGCCUUGUGCAUGCAAGGGAAGCUUACAAUACGUACAUGAAGAGUGCUUAAAACUUUGGAUCCUUUAGAAAAAUGGGAUAAAUGAUGUAUUUCAGGACAGAAUUAAAUGUGAAUUAUGUUCAUAAAAGUUUAGUAUGAAAAUGCAGUUGCAAAAUCAUUUUGACAAAUCUAGAUUUUGGGAUGUACCAAAGCAAUAAAAGAUAUGUUGGCUUAUUUAACUAGUCAUGAUAAGUGCUAUAAUUUGUUCUAUAGUUGGUAUUGCUUCAUACUAUUAAGUGUUACUAAAAUUUGUAGGGUUCUCUAGCAUAGGUGUUGAUGCGGUCAUGACAAUUUUGAUUGUAUUGUGCUUAAUAGUGAUAAUUAAAUUUGGGAUGGGCGUGUUUCAAUUUCAUUUAGUAGAAAUGAUUGAGAAUUGGACUAUAAGUAACUACAGAGCAAGAAAAGAGACAAGAUAGGGUAGCAUCUUUUAAUUAUAAUCUUAAAUGGGAAAUAGUGGAAAUGAAAGUCCUUUGGCUAAGAAGAAAAAUGCGUAAGUUCAUCCGAAUGGACCAAAUGUCUUAUAGGUUGUUUAGAUCAGCUAAUUGAUUUCUAGUCCAAACAUAUCAGAACAAUGA